Messenger RNA from Myotis brandtii (Brandt's bat), 3063 nucleotides. It is a transcript of the gene ATXN7L3, whose product is annotated as ataxin 7-like 3. Gene Ontology annotation, biological process: regulation of transcription by RNA polymerase II; positive regulation of DNA-templated transcription. The record is from RefSeq and is a predicted model, not a curated record. Gene Ontology annotation, cellular component: DUBm complex; SAGA complex. The transcript is spliced from 13 exons. Lineage: Eukaryota; Metazoa; Chordata; Mammalia; Chiroptera; Vespertilionidae. Gene Ontology annotation, molecular function: transcription coactivator activity. Bases 265 to 1386 code for a protein of 373 amino acids.
UCCCCAGCGCCCCUGGCUCGUCUGUCAGUCCCCACCCCACUCGAGGCCGGCGGCUCCCUCAACUCGCACCCACCGUUCCGAGGGGCCCCGGACUGUGGCACUGUUUCCGAACCCUUUGGUGGGGAUUCCUGGACUUUGGGGCUCUUGGAGAGACUUCCGGGCAGAUCCGGAGGGAGGGAGGGUGGUUAUCUCCGAGAAGAACAGCCGUGUUGCCGCCCGCUGUGCUAUGAGCAGUCAGAGCGCCGUCUCCACAAGAGUUUACAAAUGAAAAUGGAGGAAAUGUCUUUGUCUGGCCUGGAUAACAGCAAACUAGAGGCCAUCGCUCAGGAGAUAUACGCUGACCUGGUCGAGGAUUCUUGUUUGGGAUUCUGCUUUGAGGUACACCGGGCUGUCAAGUGUGGCUACUUCUUCCUGGACGACACGGAUCCUGAUAGCAUGAAGGAUUUUGAGAUCGUGGACCAGCCGGGGUUGGACAUCUUUGGACAGGUUUUCAACCAGUGGAAGAGCAAGGAGUGUGUUUGCCCCAAUUGCAGCCGCAGCAUUGCCGCUUCCCGCUUUGCUCCCCAUCUGGAGAAGUGCCUAGGAAUGGGUCGGAACAGCAGCCGAAUCGCCAACCGCCGGAUUGCCAAUAGCAACAGCAUGAACAAGUCUGAGAGUGACCAAGAGGAUAAUGAUGACAUCAAUGACAACGACUGGUCCUAUGGCUCAGAGAAAAAAGCCAAGAAGAGAAAAUCAGACAAGCUAUGGUAUCUCCCAUUCCAGAACCCCAAUUCCCCUCGAAGAUCCAAGUCUUUAAAACACAAAAAUGGGUUCUCUGUCUGUACCUCUGCAUCAAACACCCUUCCCCUUCUUUUUUCUUCUUCAGGGGAACUUAGCAAUUCGGAUCCUUUUAAGUAUAACAGCUCAACUGGGAUCAGCUACGAGACCUUGGGACCGGAGGAGCUUCGUAGCCUGCUCACCACGCAAUGUGGGGUGAUUUCUGAACACACCAAGAAGAUGUGCACAAGGUCCCUCCGCUGCCCGCAGCAUACGGAUGAGCAGCGGCGAGCCGUGCGGAUUUACUUCCUUGGACCCUCCGCCGUCCUUCCAGAGGUCGAGAGUUCCCUGGAUAAUGACAGCUUUGACAUGACUGACAGCCAGGCCCUGAUCAGCCGGCUUCAGUGGGAUGGCUCCUCUGACCUCUCACCCUCUGAUUCAGGCUCCUCCAAGACGAGUGAGAAUCAGGGGUGGGGUCUAGGUACCAACAGCUCUGAGUCACGGAAAACCAAGAAAAAGAAAUCCCAUCUGAGCCUGGUAGGGACUGCCUCCGGCCUGGGCUCUAACAAGAAGAAAAAGCCAAAGCCACCGGCACCCCCAACACCCAGCAUCUACGAUGACAUCAACUGACUUGGGUGCAAGGGAUAGCCUUUGGCUAAGCAGAGCCCUCUCUCCCGACCCCCACCCAGGUGGCAUAGCCUGGCAAAUGGACGGCUGUUGGGGGUCUGGGCUUGGGAAGCUUGGUGGGCCAGGCAGGCAGAGAAUCCAAUUAUGCGCCCCUGGGGGGUGUCAGGAUCCUCUGCGAUGGAGUACGACCCUCGGCAUGCAGGACUCAGACCUGGACAUACUAUGCCUUGGACAUAAGUUUGGUGGGGCGGCGGUUUUCAUAUUUAUUCUGUGAGUUACUGGAUGUCCAGCUAGGCCAGGGGCCUGACGUGGGCACUCUGCCAGGGCACUGCCUGCCCCCAACCCAGGAACUGGACUAAGCCGUGCCGAGGAGCAUUGUGGCUACCUGGGAGGCUGUGGGUUAGAAGCUGAGCCUGGAGGGGGCCUCCCCCAGCUGCCCUCAGCAAUGUGAAUGGGUCCGGUGCUUGGAGCUGAGGGGCAGGGCUGGGCAUGUCCUGUCUGUGUGCAGAAUCCUAUCAAAUGCCCCAAAUCCCAGGGGUAGGCAGGCACAGUGAGCUGUCUGCUGAGGUAGGCGUCCAGAACUGCCGCUGCCUUCCCUGCCCCUCACAGGGGCAGCCCUUUCCCCUCAGUCCCCAUGGGCCUCCUCAGCAGCAGGAGCUGUCCUUUUGUUGUUGGGUGCCAGGAAAGGGCCUCCAGCCUCUACAGCUUCAAAGACUGGGCAAGGGGAGGGAGGAAGAGGGAGCUGUGUAUCAAAAUGACUCCCCCUACCUUUUCUCCCUGAUCCAGGGCUGGUGAGGAGUGGGGCCCCAAGGUGAGAGGGAACGGUGCUGCUUUAUUUGAAAUGUUUUCUUACCUCAUUCCCUGCCCCAGGAAGGGGCUCAGCCUCACCCUCCUGGGGUGGCCCCAUGUUCCUCCUGCCUACCCUGCCCCAUUGGCCUUCCAGGGCAGCCCAUGUUCCCAACUGCUGCUUGCUACCCCCUCUCUUUCACCUUGACCAGCUUCAGUUCCUCUCUCGAUGCUCCUGCCUCCAAAGCCUGCCCUGUUUCCCCUUCCUUAGCCGCUUUUAAGUUAUUUAUUCUGUACUUGUGGUUUGGGGCUCUGAGGAAAAUCCUGAUCUUUUACCUCUUCCCCUUUGCUAGGAGUGGGGUGGGAAGAGGGUAGUCUCUGUGAUCUGGGUUAUCAGUAGAGGGGAAGGGGUAUCAUGUCUAGGCAUCGCCCUUCUGUGGACUGUCAUGCCAGUGUGCCCGCCUACCUGGUCUACAUCCUGAAGAGAUGUACAAUCCCACCUCCAUGCGGGCACCAUCAUUCCCAGGAGCUGAGUUGGGGGAAUGCAGACUGGGCUGGGAGCAGAGCUGACUGACACGGGUGGAGUUGACCCUAAGCCAAGUUCUCUGGCAUUUGCUGGAUGUGUCCCCUGCCCUCCUCCCAGGAGGAGUUAUCCCACAUUGGGUAGCUAGUACCCAGGACUUGUUGGACUGAUUUGGGUUAGGGAUCCUAGAGGGUUAAGGGAGCAACAUAGAUGGGGUUAUAGUACCCUGUCUGGAACCCCAACCUCCCCCUGGGGUGGUUCUACUUGUGGCUGAUGCCUGGUUGCAAAUUUGUUUUUAACCCGAGAAUUGUGAUUAUUUUUUAAGAAGCCAAACAAAUUUUCAGGAGUUAGAAUAAAUUCUGGGGCCUGGG